Messenger RNA from Plectropomus leopardus (leopard coralgrouper), 1885 nucleotides. Its product is annotated as protein-cysteine N-palmitoyltransferase HHAT-like protein. Lineage: Eukaryota; Metazoa; Chordata; Actinopteri; Perciformes; Serranidae. Gene Ontology annotation, biological process: negative regulation of N-terminal protein palmitoylation. Gene Ontology annotation, molecular function: acyltransferase activity. The record is from RefSeq and is a predicted model, not a curated record. Gene Ontology annotation, cellular component: endoplasmic reticulum.
GCUGGUGAUCGCAGGCAGCGGCAGCGGCAAGCCCCUGCAAGACGGAUGAAUAAGAAAACCUGCUGUAACCACCGCCACCCUCUGUUUUCUUGUCUCUAUUGAAGAGCUGUAAACACUGCUGCCCUCACACUGACAGGGUGAAGCGGAUAAAAGGCCUCCAGCGUUCAGAGUCACCAUGGGGAUCAAGGCUGCGCUCCCCAGAUAUGAGCUGUAUCUCUACACAGCCGUGCUCGCCAUGGCGUUGAUAUGGGCAGGCAGUUGGAUAUUUGAAGCGUCAAGCGAGAACAUCAACAGGAGGGCCUUCAAAGAAAGUGUGAAACCAGGAUGGCAUUACUUUGGCAGGAAAAUGGAUGUUGCGGACUUCGAAUGGAUGAUGUGGUUCACGACAUUCCGCAAUCAUAUCCUUUUUGCUCUCACCGGUCACGUUAUCUUUGCCAAGAUAUUCACACUACUAGCGCCAAAGCACAGAUCCUUGAUCUUUGGUGUGUACGGCGGUUUGGCAGUCCUCAUCACGAUGGGCUGGACCUUCACGGCUCUGGUUCUGUCCCACUGCAUCAUCCUCUACAGCGUCGCCCUGGUCAAGAUGAAGUGGCUGUGCUUCGUGGCCGGUCUCACCACGCUGGCCUCCAUCAAGCUGGAGCCGUAUAACUCCUGGCAGGAGUCCUUAGUGACCGGCUCUUUUGACCUGCAAGACAUCCUGUUCUACGGAGGCUGCGGCUUCAGCAUCAUUCGCUGCAUGAGCUUCGCUUUAGAGAACUGUGAGAAGAAGGACGGCAACUUCACAUUCUCCGACCUGCUGAAAUACAACUUCUACCUCCCCUUCUUCUUCUUUGGACCUAUCAUGACUUUCGACAGGUUCCACGUUCAGGUGAACAACACGCAGCUGACCCGCAAGGACAGGGAGAUGUGGAAUAUCACCACUAAAGCCGUGUUGCAUCUGGGAGUCAUUCUGAUGGUGGACGUCUUCUUCCACUACCUCUACAUCUUGACAAUCCCCAGUGACAUGAAGCUGGUCACCAAGCUCUCUGACUGGUGUCUCGCCGGUCUGGCUUAUUCCAACCUGGUGUACGACUGGGUGAAAGCAGCCAUGAUGUUUGGUGUCAUCAACACCGUGUCCACACUGGACCACCUGGACCCUCCUCAGCCUCCCAAAUGUAUCACCAUGCUCUACGUCUUCGCCGAGACGCACUUUGACAGAGGCAUCAACGACUGGCUGUGCAAGUAUGUUUACGACUACAUCGGUGGGGAUCACGAUAAAAUCUUCAAGGAGCUCCUUGCAACCUUCUGCACCUUCGCCAUCACCACCCUGUGGCUCGGCCCGUGUGAGCUGGUUUACAUCUGGUCCUUCUUCAACUGCUUCGGCCUCAACUUUGAGCUGUGGGUGGCCAAGUUCUUCUCCAUCCCACCGUUUUCUACCAUAGAGGGUGCGAUGGGUGAAGCCAUGUCUCGCAGGAUUCGGGGUGUGUUCAACGCUGCCAACUUCUGGGCCAUUGUCCUCUACAACGUCCUCUCCCUGAACAGUUUGGAGUUUGCCAAACUGGUGGGAAGACGACUGAUUUUCAAAGGUUUCCCUCUGUCCACCCUCUUAGUGUUGCUUGUGACCUACUGCGGCGUGCAGCUGGUGAAGGAAAGGGAGAGACAACAAGCCCUGCUGGACGACCCCGAGCCGGUGAAGCCGGUGGACGAUGGCAAAGAAAAAAGCAGAAUAAAGAGACAGAGAAAGGAAACGGACUGUCUCAGACUUCACGGUCAACAGCCCCCUCGCACCGUUCCAUCCUCGGCCUCGCCAACUGUCACCAACCAGACUGCAACGGCACCUGUAACGUUCACAAGCCUGUUUUCUCCUUUUUUUUUUCUUUGUCAGAAGCGAGGUUUUGAACUGUGA